ACUCUUUUGAAAUCUCGGAUGUUCUCCUUCUUCCCAAAGUGUGAUUACUCGGAGUUUCGUAUGCUUGAAUUAGAUAGUCUUGACUGCAGCGGUUCACUGCGCUUGCUCUACGAGGCCAACAUGACUACCGUGAACGAGAGCGUAAGCAACUCUGUUGAUAAUACUAGUAGCUUUUAUGUGCAGGCUAACAAUACAUUUUCUUUAAAUAUAGUAUUCAUGCAGGUAAGUAUUGGAGAUAGGUAUCAUACGUUCCAUCAUGCGUGGGCUAAUAUGUGGAGGAGUGGGGGUGCUUGGUCACUAAGCAUUGUAGAGUAUAUAUCACGCAUUUAA
Molecule: messenger RNA, 330 nt
Organism: Periconia digitata
Lineage: Eukaryota; Fungi; Ascomycota; Dothideomycetes; Pleosporales; Periconiaceae
Source: the annotation of a GenBank genome assembly